UUCCACACGCCUUGCCGUGCCCCUCGCUCACGGCGCAUGUGCAAGACUGACAGCGACCGUGCCAACGCGUUCCAUUUUUUUCCUUAUUAUAAUUAGUAAAAAUUCAGUGUUAUAUCUUGGAAUUUGUUUGGAAAGCGUCAGAUAAUACAUAGGUGUGUUAAUGCCGCCCAGCAAUGGAAGAGUGAGCCAGGAUGGUGGCCAACAUCGGUGUCAUCACUCCGACUAAUGUUGAGGCAACGGCAUAUAUAAGCGCAGUAGCUGCAUUUGCCGUUAUCGUAUUGGUGGUGCUACUGUUUCUCGGAAGGCGGUGGUGCCACUCUACGGUUUUCGGGCGCAAAUGCUGCGAUGACAUCCUUACUGUCAACGCUGCUGUAACAUCACCAGGCCUUCCUAUCGACAAUGCUCAAUUUGAUGCUUUGUCGAAACCGAACCAUUACCCAGAACGCAUAUUCACGUUCGAAGCCUCCGACUCAGAUGAAGAGCUGCGCUUGCGCAUACAAAAGGAUAAAGAUGGGGUGGAAUGUCGAUACGAGGAGAAAAAUGAAAACCAAAAUCAGGCGAAGGUGGAAGUUGACCUUAUAGAAACUGCAAUGCGAGAGACGAGCCUUCGAGAAACGAAAAUCGAUGAGGUUGUGCCACAACGUGCCGAGUAUAUCCAUACCUUAGAGGCGCAGAGCAGCAUCGAAAGCGAUGUCAUCGCUCACAAUGAUACGUCCUUGCUCUGCGGUGAAAGCGGCAGUUCCCAAGAAUGUGGUUCCGUAGAAUUGACUUUACUUUACGACGCGCCUGUGAGAAGUAUGACCGUGCACAUGCUGCAAGCGCGCUCAUUACCACAGAAAACUCAAGGCCAGGUGCUGCAAAGCCAGGUUCGAAUCGUACUCCUGCCGCUUAAAAAACAAAAAUAUAAAUCAAAGAUUCGUAAUGGAGAAAACCCUCAAUAUAUGGAAAGUUUCGUCUUACAUAAAAUAAAUCCGGAGGAUGUUCAUGGUCUCGGACUUCGUAUAAGAAUAUAUGGAUGUGAGCGCAUGCGCAGACAGCGAUUGCUUGGAGAGGCGACUGUCAGCUUCGCCUCGCUUAAUUUGGAGCUGGAAAACAGUUUAUGGUUGCAACUGGCACCUCGACAGCAUCAUCAACCUAGCCUGCAUUUACCAAAGUUGGAUCCUAAUAUGUCGGUGACGGGAGUGUUGGCGAGCCCGUCAUCUAUCACGACGGCGAUGUCACCGGGCGCCGCUGGCGGUGAGGCGUGCAGCCUCGCGCGCUCUGACUCCGCCUCUUCGUGCUGCAGCACGCGUUCCGCACCAGAACUGUUGCUAGGCCUACAGUAUAACGCUACCACUGGAUAUUUAUCCGUUGAGAUCAUAAAGGGCACUCACUUCCGCAAGUUGUCUCCGAACAAGGCGCCAGACACAUACGUUAAGCUCUGCCUCAUCAGUUCGCUUGGAAUGGAGAUGGGUCGAUGCAAAUCCACCACACGCCGCGCGCAGUCCAAUCCCCUUUACAAGGAGCUCUUUAUAUUUCAGGUGGCUCUAUUCCAACUGAGCGAGGUGACGCUGAUGGUGUCUGUAUGGUGGCGACGCAGCGUGAAGCGCAACGAGAUGGUGGGCUGGUUUUCGCUUGGGCACAGUUCCACAGGAAGGGAGGAGGAACGACACUGGCAGGAGCUAUGUGAGCGGCAAGGGCAGCAGGUGCAACGCUGGCAUGUGUUGCUUGACUCCUGACGGUCGCCCACGUAGCCCGCGCGCGCCGCGCCCGCCUGAAUCCGCCCCGCCGGCCCCGGCCGCUCCCCGGCCGCUCGUGACGCGAUGUGACGUCACGGUGCUUUCACGCUGAGCCUCGCUCCCGCGUCCGCCGGACCCGCCAGCGACACGCUUGUGCUCCGCUGGCGCCUUUUGGAUCCUUCUCUCGACCUCCGAGGUCUUUUCGAGUUAGGUGUUGUGAUGUUGCUUUGUCUGUCGAAGUUUCGUGUACCAUCGGUACAGUUAUUCAAUUAUAGAGUUUGGUGUGCUUUGUAUUUACGGGCUCUCGACUUCUCGAGGCGCGCACGUUUUCGACUGAUCGAGUUUUGAUGUUAUCGUGUAUUAUGUAUAAAAUUGAAAAGUAUUUACGAUAGCGGUUAAAGGGAAUGUUACUAUAUUUGUAUGUAAUACCAAAAUGAGUAAGGAAGAUAUUAAAAUGUACUAGGAAUAUCUUAAAAAGAUGUAAAAGCUUAAUAAAUGUUUAAAAAUAUUUAUUAGAAGAUUCGAAUUGUGAAACAUUUUGUAGUAUUUAUAAGCGAUGAUGAAGACUUGGAGCGCACAAUACUCGUGAGAUAGGAUAAAUUAGCGGAAGAGUAUUUAUUGAUAUUUAAUAUAUUAUACAAUUACUUUUAUUAGUAUUGUUCGACUUUCGAACGUAACGACAAACUUUAACGUCAUUUUUAAUACAUACCUGAUGAAUAUCGAAACAAAAUAAUUAUAAGUCAACUAAGCACAAAUAAAACACUCGUUUCUAAAUACCCAUCCACUAUUUAAAUAAAACAGCAUUUUUA
Molecule: messenger RNA, 2527 nt
Organism: Nymphalis io (European peacock)
Lineage: Eukaryota; Metazoa; Arthropoda; Insecta; Lepidoptera; Nymphalidae
Gene: Syt14
Product: synaptotagmin-16
Exons: 11
Coding region: 192-1718 (508 amino acids)
Source: RefSeq, a predicted model, not a curated record